AUGAAGCUGCCUCGCAUUCUGCUUCUGGCUAGCGUUCUGCUGCUGGCGCUGUUCACGCUCAGCGCCUCGGCUGCUACGCACUGGGACAAGGACGACCACGAGAUCUUUGAGCUCCAGUCGGCGCUCGAACGAUCCGAGGGCAAAGGGGCCACGUUCUACUCUGUCCUCAACAUCCCACGCACCGCCUCUGCCGCCGAGAUCAAGCGUGCCUACCGCAAGAAGUCGGUUGAACUUCAUCCUGACAAGAAUGCCGGUGUUGCGGGCGCACAGCAGCGAUUCGAACGGCUCGGGCUUGUAUACAAGAUCCUGCGCGACGGACGCAAGGAUCGCUACGACCACUUUGUCGCCGCCGGCUUCCCCAAGUGGCGCAACAACGGAUACUUUUACGAGCGGUACCGUCCUGGCCUAGGUGCUGUUAUCGUCGGCGUGGUUUUUGCGACCAUGCUAGUUGAGGUGGCCAUUUCGAGGUUGACGACCAAGCAGGAACGUGCCAAGAUCGAGCGUCUCAAGAUGUCCGCCCGGCUGGUAGCAUGGGGCCCGAGGUACGCAGCGAUUCUUGCGUCGAUUCGACAUCCGCCUGCUCCGCCCGCGACCGUGUCGAAGCUGGCUACGGUGGAGAAGAAGGUUCGCGUGCCCAUUACCGGGUUCACUCUGCCGGCCUUCCCCUCGGAUGCACAGAUCAAGAGCAAUGCUGUGGAUUGGGACGCCCUCGAAACGCAGACGCGCAACGUGCUCGUCAGUGCCACGGGCGAUGGCGCACCCAUCGUCGACUGCCUCGUACACGCCGCCGACGUGUUGCUGCUCGACAAGUUCUCGGGAGACUACAUUGCGCUGGAUGAGGACGAUGCCCAGCCGGCACAGUUUCACACCACUUGGCCCUUUAGACUCGUCGCCGCGGUGAUCAACAAGAUCACCGGUAAGCACGAGGACGUGCUCGCUGAGGUCGACGAUACGACCCAAGGACCCGCCAACCCAGUCAAGAACAAGAAGAACAAGUAG
Molecule: messenger RNA, 999 nt
Organism: Moesziomyces antarcticus
Lineage: Eukaryota; Fungi; Basidiomycota; Ustilaginomycetes; Ustilaginales; Ustilaginaceae
Product: DnaJ-domain-containing protein
Exons: 1
Coding region: 1-999 (332 amino acids)
Cellular component (GO): endomembrane system
Source: RefSeq, a predicted model, not a curated record